This is a messenger RNA of Ictalurus punctatus (channel catfish), 8934 nucleotides long. It is a transcript of the gene cadm2a, whose product is annotated as cell adhesion molecule 2a. The transcript has 11 exons. The record is from RefSeq and is a predicted model, not a curated record. The coding region runs from base 234 to 1550 and encodes 438 amino acids. NCBI's taxonomy places the organism in Eukaryota, Metazoa, Chordata, Actinopteri, Siluriformes, Ictaluridae.
GUAACGAGAAAGACACAGAGCUGCACUCUAGCACACACGCACACGGGCAGCGCUGCGAGCCAGAGCAUCUUCCUCCGGUGGCACAGCUCACUUCUUUCGCCGAAGCCGAAAAACGACGUGGUGGGACCGCGAAGUUGCUCUAAGGAGCCGGGGAUCGAACGCGACGCACACCUGGAUAAGCGCGGAGGGAGCAGCGAAGGGACCAGAGCGCGUCGAUUUGGAACGCGAACAUCAUGCUCGUCAAUCAGCACAUGCUUUUCGCCUUGUACGGCAUCUGCGGGAUCCUGCUGAAAGCGGCGGCAACGAAAAACAAAGUGAAAGGAGCCCAAGGCCAGUUCCCAAUUGUCCAGAAUGUGACGGUGACAGAGGGGGGGAUGGCCAACCUGACCUGUCGCGUGGAUCAUAAUGACAACACCUCCCUCCAGUGGUCAAACCCAGCACAGCAAACCCUCUUCUUCGGGGAUAAGAAAGCUCUGCGAGACAACCGGAUUGAUCUGAUCCGAGCCUCGUGGCAGGAGCUCACCAUCAGCAUCCGUGAGGUUACACUCGGAGAUGAAGGGCUAUAUACUUGUUCCCUCUUCACCAUGCCUGUCAAAACAGCCAAGGCCUAUCUGACUGUACUGGGAGUACCAGAGAAACCGGAGAUCAAUGGUUUUACUAAGCCAGCAAUGGAAGGAGACCAGAUCACCCUGACAUGUGUUACUUCCGGCAGCAAGCCAGCCGCAGACAUCAGGUGGUUCAGGAACGAGAAGGAGAUUAAAGGGGCAAAAGAGGUAAAUGCCAGUGGGAAGACAUUCACGGUCAGGAGCUCACUGCAGCUGCAGGUAGACAGGAAUGAUGAUGGUGUGGCCUACACAUGUAAAGUGGUCCAUGAGGCACUGCGGGCUGUCCCACAGCAAACAACCGAGGUGCUGGAAGUGCACUAUGCUCCUCGUGUGGAGAUCAGGCAUUCUCAAGCACUUCCGCAAGAAGGAGAUGUUCUCAAACUGGAAUGUGUGUCUAACGGAAACCCCUCGCCAGACCCAGUGAAAUGGACAAAAGAUGGAGGCAAACUGCCAGACUUGGACCGCUUGAUUGUGGAUGGCAGAGAUCUCACUUUCAUAUCCUUAAAUAAAACGGACAACGGCACCUACCGCUGUGAAGCCAGCAAUCAUCUGGGCACCAACCAUGCUGAAUAUGUGCUCUUUGUGUACGAUGCCCCCACUACACCCUCUCCAUCCACAACUCCUCCCCCUGUAGCCUUCCUCCCAGACUCCACAGAUCCAUUAGACUUCAAGCAGUCCAACUCUGCAGUCACCGGUCAGAGAGAUCCUAAUGCUUUGGGACAGCAUGGUCCAGAUCAUGCUCUGAUUGGUGGAGUAGUGGCCGUUGUUGUCUUUGUCACCUUGUGCUUAAUCAUCGUACUUGGCCGAUAUCUGGCACGGCAUAAAGGCACAUAUUUGACAAACGAGGCCAAAGGAGCAGACGAUGCCCCUGAUGCAGACACAGCCAUUAUCAAUGCAGAUGGUAACCACGCACACACAGAGGAAAAGAAGGAGUACUUCAUUUAGACUGUGCUCCACUCGCCUCCCUCUCUCUCUCUCUCUCUCUCUCUCUCUCUCUCUCUCUCUCUCUCUCUCUCUCUCUCUCUCUCAUUCCCUGCUCCAUGUAGGAACCUUGCCUGGCAGCAGAGGAAACUUCUUCUUUACUCAUGUCCUAUGUUCUUUGCGCUUUUUAUUUGCAUCCGUGUUUUUUUGUUCUUUUAUCAGCUUGUCCUGAAUUUUACCUGCUACUUUUUCCAAACAUAGCUGCUGAUGAUCUUUGCUUUUUUUUUAUUAUUUACAUUGUUCACAUUGUGUCUGUAAAAAAGUGAAUCGUUGGCCAAACCUCCUGAAUCCAGUUCAAGAUUUCACUUUAAUUUCUUUCUGAAGUCCUCCACCAUCACUUUCUCACAGUGCCUCAAUAUAAUAUACAGACAUCCAUCCGAGGUUUUAGUCAAUGCCUUCUGUUGGGUCGAGUGUUUUAGGAUUGGCUGCUCGCUUUUUUAAUCUUCAGCACUAUUACAAACGCAGUAUCAUCUCUAAUGUAUAUAUGUAUUUUUGUUUCUUUUUACUCUUUACAAUCCAUUGCAACACUGUUGUAAUUUUUCUUCAAUUAAAAAAAAUAUACAGGAAAUAAUUUUCUUAAGAAAAGUAGCUGAUACCCGUUUUAACUUACAGAAAAAUGCUGAUCAGUAAUUAGUGUGUUCCAUAGUGUGAGUGAAGAUUUUCACAAUCAGACUGAUAGCUCACACUUGUAUUAACCAGUAUUUGUACCUGAAAUGUAGAUAUUGGCGAAAAGUCUAUAUGAUAGUUCAAGAGUCAUGAAGCAUCAACUGGAUACUCCCAUGUUUUACAUCAUCAAAAAAGUAGCUUGAUAGAAGGCCAGGGGUUGUAGGCUGAGGACACACCGGUGACUUUAAUGAAGUUUCCUUUAUGUCUAUACUCAACAAGUUACUGUGUUUAUGUGAAAUACUGUGUCUCAGGCUCAUCUGUAUAUUCCUGCACUGUCUCACUCAAAUUACAGGAAACAGUGGCUAUAUUCACAUUACAGACUUUUAUGCUCAAUCCCUCAUCUGUUCACAUCUGUCUGUCAUUUAAAUGAACAGAUUUCUGGCAUGUAAAAGCCUAGCAGGUACUCGAUAUAUAUAUAUAUAUAUAUAUAUAUAUAUAUAUAUAUAUAUAUAUAUAUAUAUAUAUAUAUAUAUAUAUAUAUCACAUAUGCAUGAUUCAGCAACACAAAAAAAAACAUUUUUAUGAGACUGUAUAGGUGAAAAGGCAAAAUAAUAAUAAUAAUAAUAAUAAUAAUAAUAAUAAUAAUAAUAAUAAUAAUAAUAAUAAUAAUAACUGUAGAUGAUAUAUCAAUUCUGGUCCAUAAUAUCUGACACUUUUUCUCUGGUUUCCCAAAAGAAUCAAUUAAAAUCAUCUUAUACCACAGUGCUGUUGAAUCCUCAAAUCUGAUUAGACAGAAGGUGUUGAUUAAGUUUCUAUAAGAGCAUAUCUAACAAUAGUUCUGGCUGUAAUACAAAUCACAGUACAGCAUGUCCCAAAAAUCUCCAUACAUACAGGACUAUGUUUGUCAGCGCCACGUCGGUUGUGCCUUCUUCAGUGGAUGUUCAUGGACGUCCACUUCCAGUCUUUUUGAAUUUGUUAAUAAAUUUGUAACAGUGUUGUGUGAUAUGUGCUUGCCAUGGUUAAGUCCAUCAGAAGCUUUUGUGUCACAGAUUCCCAAUCCAGCCAUGAUAAUGAUUUCAAUACAUUACAUUUGCAUUUGCAUUUAUUCAUUUAGCAGACGCUUUUAUCCAAUGCAACUUACAAAUGAGGAAAUACAAGCAGAGCGAUAUAGCAAGCGGAGAACAAUACAAGUAGUGCUACUAUACAAGAUUUUUUAAUUGAGUUCCAGAAAGCAAAGUGCACAGAGUAGGGGUGUAAGUGCCAGUGUAUUUUUUUUUUAAGGAUAAUGUGGGGUUGGCAUUUUAGGAGUUAGUUAGGUGUUCACGGAAGAGGUGUGUCUUUAGCUGUUUUUUGAAGAUAGUGACAGAUUCUGUGGUCCAGAUUGAGGUUAGAAGUUCAUUCCACCACUGAAGGACAGUUGGUUUGGAGGUUCUGGAAAGCGACUUUGAGCCAUGCUGAGUAGGUUUUACUAAGCAUUGGUCAUUAAUCGACGCAGAUUGCAUGAGGGAGCGCAAGCCAUCAGGAGAGUCUUCAGGUAGGGGGUGCUGUUCCAGACAAGUUCUUGUACAUGAGCAUCAAGGCCUUGAAUUUGAUACGGGUGGCUACAGGAAGCCAGUGGAGGGAGAUGAAGAGGGGUGUGACAUGGGUCCUUUUGGUCUGGUUGAAGACGAGACGUGCUGCUGCAUUCUGAAUCAUCUGAAGCAGUUUGAUGGAGCUGGCUGGGAGGCCCGAGAGUAGUGAGUUUCAGUAGUCCAGUUUUGAUAUGACAAGAGCCUGGAUAAUAGUUGUGUAGCCUGUUCAGUGAGAUAGGGUCUGAUUUUCUUGAUGUUGUACAGAAUGAAACUACAGGACCAAUAUUUUCUUCUUUUAUCAAAGGUAUUCUUAAAGGAUAUGUAUGGAGACAUUUGGGACACCCUGUAUAUAUACAGUAUAUUAACGUACUCAUUCUAAUACUUUAUCAUCUAUAUCGUAACAUCUGUAUGUCAGAUAUUCCAAAUUUUGGGGGGGAAACCCUACAGAGAUUUGUAUCCAUUUGUAUCUGGAGCCACAUAUGAAAGUGGCCCAAAUAUAUAACAACAUUAAAAAGAUCAGACUUUUGAGUAAUAUUUUAUCUUGACAUCUUAACAGUCCUUUCAGAGAAUGAACAAACAACCAACAAUCUGUGAAAUGUCAGGAUUCAGAACUUUAAACAUCAGUCAGAUUUCUAAACAUGUCAGCAAUUUUAGCAACAGAAUACACAUUUCCUAUCAAUAAGUACACCUUCAACGAAGUCUGUAUAAACUUUAGUCUGUCAGCAGCUGCUUUGCUGAAUAAUAUUUGUGUGAAUACUAUCAUUUUAUGGUGUCAUCCAACUAUCACUAGACUCUCAACAGACUAUCAGCUGUUACACUUCACUGAUGUUGGAAUGAUAGUUAGUACAUAGUUAGUUGAAAAAUAGAUCUGAAUAGUGUUGUUGAUUUUUACAUUCAUGCAGCAUAUAAAAAUUAGACCUGAGUAGGCAGAUUGGAUGUAGGCAGAAAUGUUUGGGGGGUUUUCCCUAUCCUGUAAUGUGAACAUAAUCAGUCACUGCAUUGCCAUGGACAUGUGUUUAUAAAUGUACCCACUUCUGCAGUUUAUGUCAUGAACAUCAAACAUGAAUAUUUUAAAUUCUAAAUUAUCAGUCACAUUCAAUUUACAGGAACACAAACUAAGUGUAACAGGCUCUUUAUCUAAACCUUCGUGACAUUAAACAUGAUAAUAAUAAUAAUCAAUUCCAGAAAGUCAUGAUGGUGUUUCAUGGCAUUUAGUGUCAGCUUGUUCUCCUGUCCACAUCUUCCUCUGAUGAUUAGAUUACAUGUAGAAGCACAAGAGAGUUUGGACUCGCAGAGUUAAAGAGUGCCUGUUAGAUAACACACACUGGUUAUGGCAGUACGUGAUAAUUAGGAAACAUUUCUGAAACUAAUCUGAACUUUUGUAAAUCAGUAAACAUGAUGUAAAAGAUAUAAUAUUGUCAUUACAUCUCAUCUGACAUUGAUGAAUGAUUGCAGUGUUUUUUGAAACAGUCUCUUUCUUUACUUAUUCCUUCUUAUGGAUUUCUGUAAUAAAUAGGUGCCCUUGUUAAUAAGGCUGUAUAUUACAUCUGCUUAAUGUAGUAAGUAGUGAAAAUUGUCGUCAGACAUUGGGACCCCACAUAUCAAGAAGUUUGUACUGUAUAUUAGCCUAUUAUUUAAAUUAAUUAUUAUACUCUUCCCCAACAUUAAUUAAAAUUAUGGUUUCUUUGUUUGUUUAUUUUUGUUUGUUUUUGGUCCAUGGGGAUUCUUAACAAGCACUCUGUUUUUUACAGAGUUUAAUUUCAGCGUAAGGUGUAUAUACUGUACAAGUAUUACAUUUGGUAUAAAAAUAAAUAACAUUUUGAUGUGAUGAUUUUAUUUAAAAUCUUAUAGUAAAAACUGAAAAAACAACUUGGGUAUGAAAAGAUGAAAUAGCAGUUAAAUAUGCCUAUGAGAACUGAUAAUAGAUGCUGCAAAUUAAGGUAGUGUUGGAAAGUGGAAAUUUAGCACUUAAUUCAAACCCUUAAUGUAUUAUUGGUCAGAGUGCAUACUGUAGUUAAUGGACUCGAAGAAUUCAUAGCUCACUGUCAGUUUCUUGUGUAGAAAGAGAAUUAUUAAUGCUGGGCAAAGGAUAGAAGAUAAAGCAGUAGAAUUUUUUUAAUGGCUUUUACUGAAUUCCUAGCAUACAAUAUACAGACAAGCUCAGAUCUUGUAUUUCCAGCUUCAUGCCUCAUCCAUAUACUGUAUGUUCCCCAAAUAAACAUAAUUGAGUCACAUCCAGCAACAGCAUGACCUUAUUGUGUCAAUAGGUUGCAAACUUAGCAUAAAACCAGACCAUCAGUUGUUGGUCAGACUCCGUGAUAGUGUUGUGUAAAAUGGGUCAGAAAAAGUCACAGUGAGGGAGUGGCAAAAACAUUUGAUGUGGCUAAAAGACACCAGUCAAAAAUUGUAGCUGAAGUGCACACCUAGUUAGGAGAAAAGUGGUCUAAAAAAAAAAAAAGACAAUGGUGGCCUUCUCACCUGACUGGAUUAGUACUUUUGUUAAGGUGAGUGUAGGCAUAAACAAGUAUUAGGAAAGAAAUGACAUAUGCAACUUUUUUGCACACUCCUGGGCAAAAAAAAAAAGGCAAAAUAUUAAACGUUUAAUGGUACAGAACAAAUAAUUGGUCCGGAAAUUAGCAAGAAUUAGAACAAAUAGAAAAAGUAACUUAGUAUGGUAAAGCUUUUCUCUUUUAUUUCUUUAAAUGUUUAAGUCUUGUAGGUAAACAGGUCUUUCUUUCUUUAUUUUAAUUUUGUACACCCAGACAUGUGCUAGUUUGAAUUUUACAUCAAACAUUUUAAUCGUUAUCAUGAUUUGACCUUUGCAUAUAAGAAGACUAUAUAGGUGAAUUUCCCUGUUUCUAGCUUUUCUCCCAAACAGUUCACUGCCACAAAAGUAAACGAGCAAAUGGUGGCACAGGAGGGCUCAGGAGUACAUUUGUUUCAUUCUUGCUAAUUUUAUGACCAAUGAUUUGUUUUUAACCAUUAAAAGCUUAAUAUUUUGCCAGUAUAUAUCAACUCUGUGUUAGUGUUUGAGAGAGUCCAGACAGACUAAUUUAGAAAUCAAUCACAGAAGAUGUUGUUGUGAUAAGGAAAGAUGUGCAGUAAAUAAUGCCUGUUUUCUGUCUUUGACCAAUUAUGUUUUCUGUCAAAAUCUGCAUUUAUAGCUACACAUACCCACCCUGGCUGUCCUUGCCGUUGAUAUGGGAGGUUAAUGUCAGGUUAUUUUGAUGGAGUAUCUUUUCAAGAUUUAAUUUAAUUUUUAUUUUUGUUGUAGACUAGACAUGCCAGCAUACGUGGGUCUUCUGCAAUUGGUAUAUAUCCUGAAGCUAUAUCAUUUUCAUUUUAAGUUGUUUUAAUAAUAAUUUCUUUCUGCCUGCAAUAGUUGAUAUUUUAUUCUAUGGUAUUGAUUUCUAUAGGCAUGGUAAGGCUGUAGGCUGUAGAUUUGUGAGUAAAGCAGGUUGAGGUUUAUAAUGUGGCCUAAACUGUAAGUGGACUUCUUUGACCCAUGAAUUUGGAUACUGAAGGAAACCAAAAAUUGCAAGAGUUUCUUUUUCUUUUAUCAAUUCCUAUUUUUCCGUGUUAGCAGAUCUUUAUUUAGCUGAGUGCAGAUUGUUGUAAUGACAGCACAGGUGCCGCUGAUGAUUUUGGGUAUCGUCAUUAGGAGGUUCAUCUCGGCACAAAUGUUUGCAGGUGCUGUGGAGUGUAGCUUUUUGAAAAGCUGUGAAAUUUCCCUCAGUUAAGGCGGAACCUGUAAUAUAAGGGGUGAAAUGAUCUUUAACACACCUGAAAACUCUCUAACUCUCAAAUUUUAUUUCUGUCCUACUAGAUGCAGCUAGUUACGCUCUAUGUUACGCUCUAAAAGAUAAAAAUAAUGAAACACAUGCUGAGGCCUGCCAAGUGUGUAAAUCAUGAUUAUAUGUAAAUGGGUUCUGUUUAAAAAAAAAUUGCCACAUAGCUUGGAUACAGUGCUUUAUAUUUAUUUUAUUUUUCCUAGCAAAGAUUUUUGUUUUUAUAAUAUUGUUCUUUAUAUAUAGACUGGAGAAGCCCCAGUCCAACCUGUAACUAUUGUUAAGGAAAUAAACAUGUCUGUUUAUGUUGCUUAGAUUGCAGAACUUCGCAAACUGCUGUUUAAUAUAAAUAAAUACAAACAGUAAUUUGUGAUGUCCUGCAUUGAUGUCACUGUAUCAAUGCAAUUUCUGUACAAAUGGAAUAGUCAAUGUUUGAGUCAGAAAUUGGGUGCCGAAUAUAACACAAAGAGCAUGUGUUCUUUGGCAUUUUUUUUUUCUUCUUUUAGUGUCUCAGGAAUGAUUCUUUGAGUCAUUUUUAUAAUUUGAUCAGACAGAUUUGCAAAGCACCUCCCAUCUGUAUCUGUUACAUUUCAAAAUAGGCAAUUAUAAUGUUAAUAAAAAUCUCAGUGUUUAUUUAAGGUUUUGUUUUCUGAUGCUGUCUUUUUUUUAUUAUUGCAUGAUUUCUGUGGGUGUCACAGGAAGAGACUUCACUGGUGUCAUCCAUACCAUAGUGUUUGUAUGAAGGCAUACACCGUAACCUUUUAUUCAUCUCUGACCAUAAAUAAAAGAAUACACAUUAUCAUUGUAGUGACAUUAACAAACAGUGUCUAUAUAAAUAAGCAUACAGACGAGCUACAGUCAGUUACCAGUCAGACUUGACACAUGUAAAAGAUAAGCAGGAUGAUAACAUAUUUAAUGUGUGCAAGUGUGUAAGAUUUCCUCAAACUGGGUAAAGGAUAUUUUGUGGCAAGACCAAGCUAGAAUUAUCAUAUACACCAACCAACACCUACUGCCUUAUAAUCAUCUGUUAAAGAAAAGCUAAAUCUGGGACUUGUGAAGAUUGAGUAUGAGUUAAGAGUGUGACAUACUGUUUUAAGAGUGUUAACAGUGAGCACUUCCCUUCAUGCUGAGUGGAUCAGGAAUACAGAAAGAAGGAGUAGGUAGUGCUUUUGGACCUUCAGAGUAACUCGCUUUAGGCGAGUUGGCCUUCAGAUGAUAGAGGCACCAGACAAGUGAUGGGAUCUGUACCUCUUGAAAAUGAAAACACAUCAUUUUAAGUUAUGUCUUCUGCCUCUUCUGUGUAUUCAUUUGUUCUGCAAUUCCGUUUCAAGUGUAAUUAAUAUGUAUGGAAUGAAACUCUUGAAUAAAUAAAUGCCAAAAUCA